AUGGCCCCUGCCAAGAAGGAAAUGAAGCGCAAGGCGCCCGCUGUUAGCGACCCGCCCGCCAAAAAGACCAAGAAGGUCCAGGCCAAACCUGCUGAGACCGAGGAAACCGCUCCCAAGUCCAUCCUGAAGAAGAAGGCCGAUGCCUCGAAGGCUAAGGAGACCAAGGCCGCACCUGUGAAGGCCAAUGGCGCCGCUGUUCGCCAGGCUAAGCCUCGCAAGCGUGCCGCCGAUUUCAUCAGCGACGAGGAGACCGAGGAGCCCGCUGCCCCUGCCUCUGCUGCCCAGAAGAAGGCUAGCAACAAGAAGUCCAAGAAAGAGGAGACCGCCCCUGCACCCGUUGAGAAGAAGGCCAAGGCCACACCGAAAGCCAAGAAGGUAGAGGAGGUCGCAGUGGAGUCCGAGGAGUCCGAGAUCGAGCUUAACUCCGCUGAAUCUGACAGCGAGGAGGAGGAGGAUGAAGUUCUUGACGACCAGACCGCUGCCCUCAUCAAGGGCUUCGAAAGCAGUGACGACGAGGAUGACAACGAGGGCGAAAGCCACAACCCCAAUAAGCCCAUUCCCAAGAUCCCGGAUAUCUCCAAGAACCAGCAGAAGAAGAUCAUGAGGAGCCAGAAGAAGACCGGCACUCCUGAGGAGCCUGGUACCGUCUACGUUGGCCGUAUUCCUCACGGUUUCUAUGAGCACGAAAUGCGCGCCUACUUCUCUCAAUUUGGCGAGAUCACUCGUCUGCGUCUCUCCCGCAACCGUCUCACCGGCCGGUCAAAGCACUACGCCUUUAUUGAAUUCUCUUCCGCCACUGUCGCCAAGAUUGUCGCCGAGACCAUGGACAACUACCUGAUGUACAGCCAUAUCCUUAAGUGCAAGUUUGUUCCUCAGGACCAGCUCCACCCCGAGGUCUGGAAGGGUGCCAACCGUCGCUUCAAGAAGACCCCAUGGAACCGCAUUGAGAAGAAGCGUCUGGAGAAGGGCAAGACCCGUGAGCAGUGGACCAAGCGUAUUGAGCAGGAACAGAAGAGGAGACAGGCCAAGAUUGACCAGCUCAAGGCUUUGGGCUACGAGAUUGACCUUCCCCAGCUCAAGAGCGUGGACGAUGUGCCUAUCCAGGAGGCUCCCAAGGCCAUCGAGGCUACUGAGGCUACUGAGACCACCGAGGCUGUUGAGGCUCCUGCAGAGGAGCCUGUGAAGGUCAUUGAGGCCGCCGUUGUCAAGGAAGAUACCCCCAAGAAGGCUAAGAAGGGCAAGAAGGUCGAGGAGGAUACUCCUAAGCAGAAGGCCACAACAGAGUCCCCUGCAACCAAGAAAAAGGCCAAGAAGACCAAGGCCAAGGCGUAA
Messenger RNA from Penicillium longicatenatum, 1332 nucleotides. Its product is annotated as RNA-binding protein. NCBI's taxonomy places the organism in Eukaryota, Fungi, Ascomycota, Eurotiomycetes, Eurotiales, Aspergillaceae. Gene Ontology annotation, biological process: maturation of LSU-rRNA from tricistronic rRNA transcript (SSU-rRNA, 5.8S rRNA, LSU-rRNA). Gene Ontology annotation, cellular component: nucleolus. Gene Ontology annotation, molecular function: RNA binding. The record is from RefSeq and is a predicted model, not a curated record. The transcript has 3 exons. The coding region runs from base 1 to 1332 and encodes 443 amino acids.